AUGCUGCUGCGGGUGCGCGCCGCCGUGGCGCAGCUGGUGGCGGGGCUGGGAGCGGGGGCGGGCGCGAGCCCCCGCGGAGCCCGGGGCGGCGGGGACGGGGACGGGGCUCCACCGGCCGGCGCCUCCUUCUGCCGGCCGGCCUUCCUCCAGCUGACGCCCGAGGAGCUGCGCCGCGCCGACGACCGGGCGGGCCGGGCGGUGCAGAGCCCCCGCGACGGCCGCCGCCGCCUGCCCUGGAGCACGGGCUACGCCGAGGUGAUAAAUGCGGGGAAGAGCCAGCACAAUGAGGACCAGGCAUGCUGCGAGGUGGUGUUUGUGGAGAGGAGGCCCAGCCUGAGGGGCCGGCUGCCGUCCAGGGAAGGCAGCGGGGAGCUGGAUGGGGGCAGGAAGGGUUUUUAUUUCCACUACUGGGCCUUGUUUGAUGGCCAUGCGGGCAGCGGUGCCGCUGUCAUGGCAUCCAAGAGGCUCCAUCUGCACAUCUGUGAGCAGCUCCGGGACCUCGUGGACAUCCUGCAGGACCCCUCUCCGCCUCCCAUCUGCCUCCCACAUGAUGCGAGGGCUGGCCCUACGGAGCCGAGCCGGGUGCCCCUCACAGAGGAUGAGGGGGACGUCACCAACGAUGCUGUGCCACGGUUUCACCUGGAGAAAGCCGUCUCCCAUGAGAGCCUGGUGAUCGGCGCCAUUGAGAACGCCUUUAAGCACAUGGAUGACCAGAUCGAGCGGGAGCGGGUGUCCCAGCGCCUGUCUGGGGGCUGCUGUGCCCUGGCUGCUGUCUACCUCAUGGGCAAGUUCUACGUGGCCAACGCCGGCGACAGCAGGGCCAUUAUCAUCCGUAACGGGGAAAUCAUUCCAAUGUCCAGGGAGUUUACUCCAGAGACAGAGAGGCAGAGGCUGCAGUUUUUAGCGUUCCUGAGGCCUGAGCUGCUGGGGAAGGAGUUCACCCACCUCGAGUUCCCCCGCAGGAUCCAGCCCAAGGAGCUGGGGAGGAAGAUGCUGUACAGAGACCAAAGCAUGAACGGCUGGGCUUACAAAAAGAUAGAAGAGGAUGACCUGAAGUUUCCACUUAUCUACGGGGAAGGCAAAAAGGCUCGGGUGAUGGCCACAAUUGGGGUCACACGGGGCCUGGGAGACCACGACCUCAAGGUGUUCAGCUCCAACAUCCACAUCAAGCCUUUCCUGUCCUGCUUCCCGGAGGUCAGGGUUUAUGACCUCACGCAGUACGAGCACUGCCCUGACGAUGUUCUGGUCUUGGGCACUGAUGGGCUCUGGGAUGUCACCAACGACAAGGAGGUGGCUGGCGUGGUGAUGGAGGUGCUGACGAGCUAUGAGCCCAAUGACCCGUGCAGGUACACCAUGGUGGCCCAGGAGCUGGUGGUGCGGUCCAGGGGAGUGCUGAAGGAGCGGGGCUGGCGGCUGGCCAACGACAAGCUGGGCUCCGGCGACGACAUCUCUGUCUUCGUGAUCCCUCUGGGUGGCCCAGGCAACUACACGUGAUGCCUGAUGACCCCGCGGCAGCAGGGCUUGCCUUGCCUGGAUGAAGAGAAGCAGGGUGCUGGCGCUGCCUCGGGGCCACCUAUCCCCCAAGCACUUGUUUUCUGAGCCGACUGCAAGAAGAGUAAGAAACCUGGAGCCUCUGUCUGUGCCCCUGCCCAGAGCAUCCCCUUCCUCCUGCUGCAUCCCAGCCCCGGGUGGCGAUGGAAGGGCCUCGGACAGAGAGCGGGGAUUGGGGUCAAGGGAUGUUUUUUGUGCUGCCACUUUCUUGAUUGCUGUGAAAAGCCUAAAGGCUCCCUGGCUUCUCGGGGCAUCCUUUGCACCUCGCCCUGGGGCUGGGUGUGCUGGUUCCAGCAGUGUGCGACGGCCAUCGGGCUGGUGGGGCACUCUGGAGCCAAUUAUUUAUUGCUAACUGGAGAGCUGAGCUGGAAAAUGUCUAAAUCCUUUCUUGGUGUGGGGAGUCUGUAUGAAUAUAUGUCUAUAUUUUUGAGCGGUUCGAAGUUGGCCACUGCUGAGCAGCAGUUGCACACAGAGCAGCCCUAUUCAGCCAAGCUUAACAGCUUAAAUGUGCUGCAUGGAUCUGCUUAGCUGAGGGCUGGAAACCCACAAUAAAAGCAGCUUGGUUGUGACUGGGGCGGGGAAAGACAACUCCCUCCUUUUUCUUAAUAAUCUCGAAGCUGGUGCUGAGCAGAGCUGUAGCAGCAGUCGAUCUCUGCGCAGGAUGUUAUUUUGCGUCACACAUACCUCUGAUCUGGAGGAUGCAUUUCCUGGACCUCUGCAGAGCGUUGCAUCCUCCCAAAACAGGAGGGAUGGUCCCGUCCUGGCAGUGCAGUGAUGGGGAGAGCUGGGCCAUGGUCCCUUGUUUUGGAAAGGCUCUGUGGCACCAGCAGUUUGUGUCCUGCUGUCGCUGGGUGCAGCCAGCUCUUGUCAAGUGUCACCUCUGGUGAAUGUUGUUUGUCUCUUGUAAUCAGUGAGAUGUAAAUAAACUGGGUGCACUUAAUGGGAAGUGAAAGUUAUCCAGCGAGAUUUUAACCUAUUGACAUCUUCUGUGCUGAAGGGAGCAGGGAGUGGUACCGGGGCCGGGAACCUGUUCUUGCAUAGCACUGUGUUUAAAUAAACGU
This is a messenger RNA of Gymnogyps californianus (California condor), 2612 nucleotides long. RefSeq names its product protein phosphatase, Mg2+/Mn2+ dependent 1J (gene PPM1J). Gene Ontology annotation, molecular function: protein serine/threonine phosphatase activity. Gene Ontology annotation, biological process: protein dephosphorylation. NCBI's taxonomy places the organism in Eukaryota, Metazoa, Chordata, Aves, Accipitriformes, Cathartidae. The record is from RefSeq and is a predicted model, not a curated record.